Molecule: messenger RNA, 1722 nt
Organism: Ruditapes philippinarum (Manila clam)
Lineage: Eukaryota; Metazoa; Mollusca; Bivalvia; Venerida; Veneridae
Exons: 1
Coding region: 1-1722 (573 amino acids)
Biological process (GO): positive regulation of DNA-templated transcription
Cellular component (GO): nucleoplasm; chromatin
Molecular function (GO): zinc ion binding; ubiquitin-protein transferase activity
Source: RefSeq, a predicted model, not a curated record
AUGGCAGAGAGUGGAAGUAAAAUCGGAGAGGAGGAUGAAAGUCCAGGUCGUGUUAAGGAAAAUUUGUGUCAAGCAUGUUUAAGUAAUGCUAAGCAAACUGUAGCUGACAAGUUUUGUUCAACUUGCUAUGAAUUUCAAUGUAACGAUUGUUCAAAUGUACACAACGUGCUCCCAAUCUUAAAAAGUCAUAAAUUGGUGAGCGUGAAAGAAGCUAAUUCUACUAGUACUUUGUUUGAAAUGAAGACCUUAGAUAUAUGUAAUCAACAUCAAAAACGUUUUGAAUUCUUAUGUGAAGAUGACAAGAAGUUUUGUUGCAGUAGUUGUGCUUUUGUUAAUCAUCGAAAAUGUCACAGCGUUGUAGAAAUUGAGAAGAUUGCCAGGAAAAUGACGUCAUCAGGUUCUGGCUUAGGGAAGAAAUUAAAGGAAGUCCGAGAAGCUGCUGAGGGGGUUUCAAGACAUAUUUGCUUUUCAAAAGAUCAACUUGCUAAAGAUAUAAAAGAAAUACAAAUAGAGGUGAGACGAAUGCGAAACGAAGUUAUGAGAAUGUUUGACGAUUUAGAAGAUUGCGUGACCAAGAAAGCAGAAGUUCUUCAAAGAGAAACAUUACAAAUUUUGGCAAUGAAGCAAACACAACACGAGAAACAUUUGGCUGAUGUAACAUCAUGCUUAGAAACGAUUGAAAGUAUUUUCAAAAAUGGAACUCCAGUACAGAAAUAUAUAGCCGAACAGAAAAUGGAGAGUAAAGUCAAUGCUUUCUGCAGAAACAUCAAGGAGGAAUAUAAGAAAUUAGAGACGGUGAACAUUUCUUUUCAAUUUGACGAAACAUUAAAACUACCGCCAUUACCAAUCAUUGAAUAUGUUCCAGGACAAUUACAAUUAAAGUUUAAUUGGCAGGAAUAUGUUAAUUCCGUUGACAAGGCAAUGAUUUUAAAGCCAAUUUCUGUCAUUGAUUUGAAAAAAACUGAAGAUGAUAUCUAUGAACCGUUGUAUACAGGUAUAGAUUUCCUACCUGAUGGUAGACUGGUGGCUGUGGAUAACAAAAACAAGAAAUGUUUUGUGUACAAUGAGAAGCUUGAGAAAGUAGGAUCAUAUCAGCUAUCUUACACACCAUUAUCUGUUGUUGUGGUAUCUGAGGAGGAAGUAGCGAUAACAAGUGAGUAUAUAGAAUUUCUACAUGUAAGUAAAUGUAAUGAAAUAAGUUCAAGUAGGACAUGUAAAGUGAAAACGAAAUAUGACUCUGUAUGUUUGAAAGAUGAUAGACAGUUUGUAGUAGGGACUUGGGAUGAACCAAGACCUGUUCGUAUUUUAUCAUUGACAGGAGAGGAGCAUGACUUUAGUGUUAACUUUCCAAACAAGACAUAUCCUAUAGACUCAAGCGCUUGUACUUACAUAAAAAGCAGUGACAAAGUGGUGAUUACAGAUCGAUACGAGCAUACUGUCUACAUAUAUGAUAUUAAGACAAACACAAGAGUCGUAGUGAAAGAUGAUCAGAUACGACAACCACGUGGUGCAGCAGUUGGUCCUUUUGAUACUAUCCUGUUGUGUUGUCGUAAAACAAAUAUCAUUGUACAGAUAUCACAAACAGGUCAUAUCUUAUCAUCGUACAAGAUAGAUAUGAAAUAUCCGUGUAAAAUAUGUGUUUCUUGUGAUAAAUUAUUUCUUGUUGUUACAAAUAACUGUCUUGGAAAAAAGAUUAUGCAGAAAUUCAAAAUAUCAGCAUAA